GAAGCGUCGCUCGGAUGUAAAUAAAGCCCAGCUUGGACUCGUGCGGCAGCAGUAACAACAAGAGACGGAAACAUGUCGGUGGAGACGAAGAGCGAGAGGAAGGGGGCGGAGGCGGAGGCAAGUGGCAGCCAACAUGUGGGCUCUGGAGGACUGUGGGACUCCGUGAAGAACGCUGCCUUCAUCAUUGGAUCUGGAAUCAUAUUCUUGGCGGCGUUCGGAAACUCCCUCACAUGGCACCUUCAGAAGUUCUGGGGAGCUUCAGGAGACUUCUGGCAGAACUUGUGGACAAAGUUGUACCUGUCCUUCGACGGUCACUAUACUGCUUUGUUCUGCUUAGGGACGAUGGUGGCCCCCACGCUGGCGUUCUGGGGAUCCAACGCUCUUCUGAUGAUUGUGGACUACACCGGCAAACCCUCCUUCAUCACUCGCUACCGUAUCCAGACGGACAAGAAUAACCCGGUGGAUCCCGACAAGCUGCGUCACGCGUUGAAGUGCGUCAUCUUCAACCACCUGUGUGUGGCAGGGCCGAUGGUGGUGGCCGUUCACCACGUGAUGACGUGGAGAGGGAACCCCUGCGGGCCCGAGCUGCCCACCUUCCACUGGGCUCUGAUGGAGCUGGCCGUCUUCUCCAUGGUGGAGGAGAUUCUCUUCUACUAUUCCCACAGGUUGUUCCACCAUCCCAGCCUCUACAAGCAUUUCCACAAGCAGCACCACGAGUGGACGGCGCCCAUCGGAGUCGUCUCCAUCUACGCUCACCCGCUGGAGCACAUGAUCUCCAACACUUUUCCGGUGAUAAUCGGGCCGGUGAUCAUGGGCUCCCACCUGUCCACCACCUCCCUGUGGUUAUGCAUUGCUCUCCUCAGCACCACCAUCUCCCACUGCGGCUACCACCUCCCGUUCCUGCCGUCCCCGGAGUUUCACGACUUCCACCACCUCAGGUUCAACCAGUGCUUCGGGGUCUUCGGUGUGCUGGACCGGCUCCACGGCACCGACAACAAAUUCAGGCAGACCAAGCAGUACGAGCGCCACGUCCUGCUCACCAGCCUCACGCCUCUGAACGACAGCAUCCCCGACGCUCCCAAGAAGAGCCAGUGAGGACGUCUGAUCCAGAGACACGGGGGGCCUUAACUAACGCUGUUGAUUGUUUUAUUCCGUUCUGAACCGCUUCAAACCCUCAAGUCUGCCCCCAAAUCCCUGGUCAAACAUCCCUUUUUGUGCUAAAAAAUGUCAUUGCACUUUAAAACAUUCAAGUCAUUUAGUUAAGCUCUGGUGUUCAGUCACUAGAUGACUUUUAGCCUCAUGAUUAGUGCAACGAUUAUUGCAGAAGAGGAUUUGGUGAUUAAUGCUAACGCAGCAUAGCUUUUAUACAGGCACGACUUGAAUUUUCUUUGCAUUUCCACCAGUUUGCAUUUGGUUGAUUUUUAAGUUUCUAAAUUUUACUCAAAAUUAGAGGUAAAAUCUUUAUCAAAGAUGAGUCUCACGGAUUCAGAGCUCCUGUGACUGCACCCUGCAACCUCACCGUCCUCCCCCACAAAUCUCCAGAUGCAUCUGAAAUGAACAUUCAAGAGUUAAAGCACAUCACUCUAUUAGAUUGUAGGUGUAAAACUUUGAAUCCAGACCAAAACAACGGCCAUGCUGGCCAUGUCCACGUAGAACUUGAAGUGAGGCAGCGGCGCUUAGUUUGUGUGGAAAGUCCAUCGUUCCUGAACUGACUCGGGUGCAGUUUGACGGCAGGAAGUGUUCAUUUUCGUUGGGGACCAAAACGGCACAAAGUAUCCGUGAAUAUGCAGCCGGAGAGGUUUACGCUCGAGAGCAGACCUGGGAUUGUUUUAACUGCUGAAUGUUGGUGCUUCAAACUCGUGGUGAUGGACUGUGAAAUAUAUUCAACAUAAUUGUUUUUUUUGUUUUUGUGGUGUAAAAAGCACUUAAUUUUUCCAUUUUUGUAAUGGUCUGAUGGAAAUGUUGAUCAUCUCCCAGAAGUGUGAAAUAAUGUGAUUGUAUAAAAGAUAAUUAACUUUUAAUAUAACUUUUUUGGUUUGGUGUCAAACGUAAGCACACGUCCUGAGUUGAGCGCUAGUUUUGUAUCACGUGAAGCGUUUUACUUGCAGCUUGAAGCUCGUCAGUGUCGACUCACGUGAUGCGUUCACUUCCCGCUCAAACGCAGGAUAAUCUCUUAACUGCUGCACUUUCCAGUGAGGGCACUGCCUUCAGAUGUUCAGUGUUUUUAUGUGAAAAAUCUGUUAGAAAUAAAUGUAUUAUUCUGAAAUAAAAAGGUUAAUGUUCUGACGG
Molecule: messenger RNA, 2289 nt
Organism: Cololabis saira (Pacific saury)
Lineage: Eukaryota; Metazoa; Chordata; Actinopteri; Beloniformes; Belonidae
Gene: faxdc2
Product: fatty acid hydroxylase domain containing 2
Exons: 9
Coding region: 73-1095 (340 amino acids)
Biological process (GO): sterol biosynthetic process
Molecular function (GO): iron ion binding; C-4 methylsterol oxidase activity
Source: RefSeq, a predicted model, not a curated record